UUAGGUUGUGAAGUUAUAGAUCUUAUUUUUCACUGUUACAGGACGGUCAACAAUAUAUUUAUACAGCAAACCCAGGAGAGGUCCAAGUACAGCAAGUUCAAGUAAGCAACACAGGCACAAUGUACACAAUACCAGCAGCACAACAGCAAUACAUCCGUGGACAGCUUCCACCAGGUGUUGUCCUUAAUUCAACUGGUAUUGGUGGAAAUGGCCAACAGAUCGCAGAAGAUGCUUCUCGGAAGCGAGAAAUGAGGCUCAUGAAGAACAGAGAGGCUGCCAAAGAGUGUAGGCGGAAGAAGAAAGAGUAUGUCAAGUGUCUAGAAAACAGAGUCGCUGUCCUUGAGAACCAAAAUAAGACUCUCAUAGAAGAACUGAAGACACUCAAAGACCUUUAUUGCCAUAAGUCUGAAUGAAAUUUGUUUUACUUCACUGAAGACAUUAUUUAGUCAAGGGUGGUUUCCAAUGACUUUUGAUAGUAACACUGUCUUGCCUGAGCAUGUGCCAAGCUUUGUUUUGAAAAUAUUGCCACAGCAGGUUUUAAUCAGUCAAAGUAAAAACGUUUUUAGUUCUUGGCUGGUCGGUUGCAAAACUAAAAUCAGCCUUUGUUUUGCUAGACAGCAAUAGAUGCUAUCAUUGGCUUUGUUGUCUGUCUCUCUUGUAUGUCAUUGGAAUUCUGCUCUGAAUAACUCACUCAGUAACUGAAAGCAACAGUAUUGAGAUUGUACAACAUAACAUUGUAAAUAACCCCUCAAACAUUUUAUUCGUUUGUAAUAAUGCCAUGCAUGCAUGAUUUUUCUAUAAAAAAAAAACUCCAUGGUCUUGAAGGUUUUACUUCCGGCGAUCGCAUUUUAUUCAGAUUAUUGUCAAUGUUAAUGUAAACAGCAGUGCCAUCUCUUUCGUAUUUGAUGUAUAAAUACGGUAAAAUUAUGUAGAUUUAGGAACAUAAUAAUAGUAUAAGAGCUUUGUAAAACUGUAAUGUAUGUGUCCUACUCUAAGUAGUACCCAUAAGAUAUUUGUAUGGUUGAAUAAAAGCCAAAUUUUAAAAUUUAUUGGCAGUUUAUCACUUACUCCGUUUGUAGUCAUCUAUGAAUGUUGUAGUCUUAACUUUUCCAGUAUUUAUGCAUGCAGGCUGCUAAUCUUUGCAGAAUAACUGGCUACUUCUUUCAACCUUACAAGUCCCUAGCCAGAAAAAAAAA
This is a messenger RNA of Orbicella faveolata, 1196 nucleotides long. RefSeq names its product cyclic AMP-responsive element-binding protein 1-like. Gene Ontology annotation, biological process: regulation of transcription by RNA polymerase II. Lineage: Eukaryota; Metazoa; Cnidaria; Anthozoa; Scleractinia; Merulinidae. Gene Ontology annotation, cellular component: nucleus; transcription regulator complex. Gene Ontology annotation, molecular function: RNA polymerase II cis-regulatory region sequence-specific DNA binding; DNA-binding transcription factor activity, RNA polymerase II-specific; protein binding. The record is from RefSeq and is a predicted model, not a curated record.